AUGGCGCUAUGGCUAUGCUUCUUCAUGCUUCCCGCACAUCUGGUGCAUGAGAUCUCUUUCUUCAAGUUUGAUGCCCUCUGUACCGCGCCUGAUGAUCGCUCUUUGAAAAUGGUGCGCAGACAGACCCAGCGAAAUCGGCCUGCGCCGCGGAAAAUCAUGAAGAAGAACCCUUACUGCUCAGUCCAGUCCAAUAGAUCUCCAGUAUUGAGAACCGACUACGAGCGAAAAGGUGUUGUUCGUCCACAAGAGACCCUGGCUCAUCAUGGAAAGACACGAUCGGAGGACACCUGCACUUAUUGCAACGCCUUGAUGUUUCAGGUACUGGAUCUCCACAAUCACACCAAGUUCCACUACUAA
Messenger RNA from Microdochium trichocladiopsis, 357 nucleotides. RefSeq lists its product as uncharacterized. NCBI's taxonomy places the organism in Eukaryota, Fungi, Ascomycota, Sordariomycetes, Xylariales, Microdochiaceae. The transcript has a single exon. The coding region runs from base 1 to 357 and encodes 118 amino acids. The record is from RefSeq and is a predicted model, not a curated record.